Symbiodinium natans is the source of this 507-nucleotide messenger RNA. The record is from the annotation of a GenBank genome assembly. NCBI's taxonomy places the organism in Eukaryota, Dinophyceae, Suessiales, Symbiodiniaceae.
AUGGCUUCUGAACUCGUUCGGGCUCUCUGGGUGCUAAAGCCCCGCUUCGUCACCCACAUCGACGAAGAUGCCAUUGAAGCAAUCCGCAACUUCUACGACGUGCAGUUUGCCCAGGCUCCUCAGGGCGAGUAUAGCGUGCUGGACAUCUGCAGCUCGUGGAUCAGCCACUACCCCGAGAAGCUGAAGGCCAAGCGCGUGGCCAUCACUGGGAUGGUGGAGCAGGAGCUUGCGGCCAACAAGCAGGCAACCGAGUUCGCUGUUGCGGACCUGAAUAAGAUGCCCAAGCUACCUUAUGGCGACUCUGAGUUUGACUUCGUGACGAACGUGGUGAGCGUGGACUAUCUCAUCAAGCCUCGAGAUGUCUUUGCGGAGAUGCAUCGGGUUCUGAAGCCAGGAGGCGUGGCCAUCAUGUCCUUCAGCAACCGGUGCUUCUUCACCAAGGCCAUCAACAUGUGGGUGCAGAACAUGAGCCGCAGCCCCGCAGACGAAGGGGUGGGUGGGGCCUGA